CAGAUGUAUGAAAUAGAAAAUGAUCUAUCUCAAAUUAGAUUGCAAGCCUUAGAUCGCAUUAAAGCCCAUCAACAAAAACAAAAAGAAGAUCAUGAUCGAUAUAUUAAAGCUAUCCCCAACUUUAGAAUUGGAGACAAA
Racocetra persica is the source of this 138-nucleotide messenger RNA. NCBI's taxonomy places the organism in Eukaryota, Fungi, Glomeromycota, Glomeromycetes, Diversisporales, Gigasporaceae. The record is from the annotation of a GenBank genome assembly.